GCACGCCAAAACAGGUCAGGACUUGAAUUUUGCCGAGUCAGCAAAUCCGUAGAAAGCAACGAUGGGCGACACCACAAACAGGGGCCAAGAUGAAGCAGCGGAAACGGCUGCGGCGGCCGAGGCAGUGGCUGACUGUAUGCUGGACGUGAGCGUGGAUGUGCCAGCGAAUGCGGAGCGGGCCUUCAAGCUGUGGCUGGACCAUGUGUGGCUUGGUGGUGGUGGUCUGGGCAAGCCUGCCAUCCUGGAAGAAGGAGACACCAACCACCAUCGCCUUCACUGCGUGAGAAGAGUUGCUGGCGGCGUGAAGGAGAAGAUCACGGCGGUCGAUCCGUUUGACGCCAUCUCCUAUCGCAUCAUCGGUGGCCCGUUCCCUGUUCGCUCACACCAUGCCACCGUCCACUUUCGUGAAAAGGGCCCCAACGUGACAAAUGUGCACUGGCACUGUGAGAUGGACAUUCCCUGGGGACUGCAAUGGAUUGUCACGGCCAUCACUCGAUUUGCAUUCAAUCGAAUGCUCUCUGCUCUCGCAACGGCCGCAGCCACGUCCCCGUGACACUGCACACACUGCACACACGCAAAAGAAGCAACUGACACUCAUUUUUGUUACUCUCGCCCUCUUCCUUGCUCUCUCUCUCUCUCUCUCUGUCAUCAUCGUGUGUGUCCUUGUCUUUCUCCUUUUCGCCAACAUCAACCGUCACAAAACAACAUAGCAGGCAGUGAGUGCAUCUCCUCUGCUUUCUCCGUUCGUGCUGCGCACUUGGUUGCGCUCGAUCACAACUGUAAUAAAGAACCUCAUGCACGCGUG
This is a messenger RNA of Salpingoeca rosetta, 805 nucleotides long. RefSeq lists its product as uncharacterized. The transcript is spliced from 3 exons. The coding region runs from base 62 to 553 and encodes 163 amino acids. The record is from RefSeq and is a predicted model, not a curated record. Lineage: Eukaryota; Choanoflagellata; Craspedida; Salpingoecidae.